This is a messenger RNA of Cyprinodon variegatus (sheepshead minnow), 1110 nucleotides long. RefSeq names its product cylicin-1-like. NCBI's taxonomy places the organism in Eukaryota, Metazoa, Chordata, Actinopteri, Cyprinodontiformes, Cyprinodontidae. The record is from RefSeq and is a predicted model, not a curated record. The annotation marks the transcript as partial. The transcript is spliced from 10 exons.
GAUAUUUCUACCAGAACCACCUGAUCCUGCAAACAGGAGGCUUUGACAUUUCCUCCUCAGUAUCGCUUUACUCUGAAACCUGUUUGCGGAAGAGUCCUCUUUUUUUUUUUCCAGUACACACCCACUUUUCCUCCCCACCCACAAACUUUUAAGAGAGGCACACCUUUCCUCCCAGGUGAGUCUGUCAGCAGAGACCUGGCCCUCCUAUAAGGAGGAGAAGCUCGGACUGAGAUGGAUUCCUCGCUCUCCAUAGGUGGAGCAGAGCCUGCAGCAGAUGCAGAUCUAAGCGGCAGGCAGCAGACAGAGGGGCAGCUUGGACAGCCCAAAGCAAUCCAAGAUGAUCCCGAGAUGUAUACCAUGGACAGCUCUCCAGAUAGUGAUGAUGAGGGUAUCGACAAGAAAACAAAGAAGAAAAAGAAGCUGAAGAAAAAGAAGAAGAAGAAGGACUCCAGUUCAUCAUCUUCAUCAUCAUCAUCGUCAUCAUCAUCGUCGUCGUCUUCUUCUUCCUCCUCCUCCUCCUCUUCAUCUUCUUCUUCCUCCUCCAGUAGCUCCUCAGACAGUGAUAGUGAGGAUGACAAGAAGAAAAAGAAGAAGAAGAAGCAGGAAAAGAAGAAAAAGGAUGAGAUGAAAAACUAUGUCUGGGACAACGUUGUCGUCUGUCAGGAAGGUCCUGAGGGCCUGGAGGAGGAGCUUGACAUAGAAGCCAUGAAGAUACAAGUGGAAUACGACUCAUCAGAUGAGGAGCAUGAAAAGAAGAAGGAGAAAAAGAAGAAGAAGAAAAAGGACAAGAAAAAGAAAAAAAAGAAGAAGAAGGAUUCCUCUUCCUCCUCAUCUGACAGCUCAUCAGACAGCGAAGAUGAUAAGAAAAAGAAAAAGAAAAAGAAGAAGAAGACAAAGAAAAAGAAGAAGAAGAAGGACUCCAGUUCUUCUGAUAGCUCCUCUUCUUCCUCUGACAGUGACGAUGACAAGAAAAAGAAGAAGAAGAAGAAAAAGGACAAGAAGAAGAAGAAAAAAAAGGACAAGAAAAAGGAUUCCAGCUCUUCAUCUUCAUCUUCUGAUAGUGAAAAAGACAAGAAGAAAAAGAAGAAGAAGAAAAAGGAUAAGAAAAAG